AUGGAGCUGUGCGAGCGCUGCCGCUGCAUCUCCCUCGGCGCUCUGAGGCGAGACCUGCCCACCAGCCUGGCGGCUCGUCUGGGGGCCAGGCAGGGCAUGGUGCUGCUGGACGACGGCUCUGCUCUGGCUCUAUCGGCAUCGGUGUGCCGAUUGUGCGCCCUCAUCCACGAGGCCCUGCUUCGCUCAUCGUGUCAUCGGGUUCACGAUCCGCCGGCGAGGCUUUCGUUAGCGCCCAAUGCCGUCGUUCUCGAGCCAAAAUCAGAUUCCCAGGGAUCGACGUUCCCUGAGCCGCCAACCGGGGGCUCGCACUUGACGGGGUUCACUGUCACUGCCACCGAAGCGACCACGGGACAGCUGAUACAGGCCAAGAUCCGGCUCUAUACCCAGGGGCAGCGGAGCGUCAUUGACGAUUCUGAGCUUCCAGAGCUGCCGAGCAGAGUCAUUCAUGUUUCUGGAAGCACCGUGAGACUGUUGCCGUCUGGAGGCAGACGUGGAAGGAUAGGCCUCGACUACGUCUGGAUCGACUCGCUCUGCAUUGUGCAAGAUGACCACCAGGAGUGGUUGAAGGAAUCCAAGCGUAUGGGCUCAAUAUACGAGCAGGCCGAAACCACCAUAGCCGCUUCUCAUACCCCCGGCUGCUGGGAGGGAUUCCUCUUCCCUCGUUGCCCACCGCCUCCUUCCGUAGAGAUUCCAAACUUUUUCUCUCAGUGUGCGACGGACGCAAAAGUAUGCGACACGUCCGAGAUACAGGUCUUUGCAACCAUUCGACGGGAGACUGCUGCCAACACGUUUCCCGAGUUCGGUGCACUCAAUAGUCGGGCAUGGGCUACUCAGGAGUGGCUCCUAUCCAGACGAAUCGUCUUCUUCACCAAGGGAGCUCUCAUUUGGUCGUGUAAGGCCAUCACGCAGCGCGAGACAGGCGAGCGAUGCUACAGCGUCUCACGGAACACACGCUGGAAGAAUGUCGUGGAGCAGUACAGCGACCGCCAGCUGACCUUUGCAACGGACAGGCUGAUUGCGCUCGAGGGCCUGCGCAUGGAGCUGGGGAAGAAGAUUGCCUGCGAAUAUGCCUUUGGCGUCUGGAAAGAGUCUCUUCCUAACCAACUGCUCUGGCAGGUCACCAAAAGGAUAGAGGGGACGGCCAUCUUGGAUCCUUUGAAGCUCCCAACUUGGACGUGGGCUCAUGUUCCGUGCGGUGUGCGAUAUCUGACCAUUGACAGAGCCAAGAACCAGUGUGACGCGAUUGCUUUCGAAGACGGCGACAUGAGACGACUGAGCAUGCAGACCUGGGCAAAGCGCGUGUCCAUGGUGUCAACAGUGACGGACUCUCAGGGCGAAGGGAACCCCGUCACUGCAGCCAUCCUCACGGAUAUCGCAUCAUCUCAUGCCAAGUUGACCAGUUCCAUGGCUCAGUAUAUCCUAGACACGGAUGGUGCUCCUAUCGGGUGGACCGUAUUCGACCUCGCCUCAGAAGAUGCCGCCUCAGGAGUGGUUCUGGCCCUCGCUUUGAUGGGCACCAUCAGCCGACGAGACGAGCAAGCAGAGAGACGUCUUGGAACGACUGUCUCAAAGAAACUCCGACACUAUUGGGUGCUACUGGUGCGGCAAAGGAGCGAUGGCAGUUGUUACAGAAUAGGAGUUGGGAAGACGUAUGGGUCGAAGUGGUGGGAAGAUGCUGAUAUCAAGACUCUGGAGCUGGUGUGA
Trichoderma reesei QM6a is the source of this 1704-nucleotide messenger RNA. RefSeq lists its product as uncharacterized. The record is from RefSeq and is a predicted model, not a curated record. Bases 1 to 1704 code for a protein of 567 amino acids. NCBI's taxonomy places the organism in Eukaryota, Fungi, Ascomycota, Sordariomycetes, Hypocreales, Hypocreaceae. The transcript is spliced from 3 exons.